Onychostruthus taczanowskii (white-rumped snowfinch) is the source of this 983-nucleotide messenger RNA. RefSeq names its product transmembrane protein 50A (gene TMEM50A). The record is from RefSeq and is a predicted model, not a curated record. NCBI's taxonomy places the organism in Eukaryota, Metazoa, Chordata, Aves, Passeriformes, Passeridae. The transcript has 6 exons. Gene Ontology annotation, biological process: protein targeting to vacuole; late endosome to vacuole transport via multivesicular body sorting pathway. Bases 115 to 588 code for a protein of 157 amino acids.
AUGCAGUGACCGGGGUGCGGGACCGGGGUGCAGUGACCGGGGUGCCCCGCUGGCAGCCGCCGCUGGCCGUGGCCGCUCCGCAGAGCCGCCGUUCCCUCCCGCAGCCGCGGAAACAUGUCCGGCUUCCUGGAGAGCCUGCGCUGCUCGGAGUGCGUGGACUGGGGCGAGAAGCGCAACGCCAUCGCCUCGGUGGCCGCGGGGGUGCUGUUUUUCACAGGCUGGUGGAUCAUCAUCGACGCUGCUGUGAAAUACCCUCAGGUGGAGGAUUUCAAGCACUCCUACCACGCCUGCGGGGUGAUUGCCACCAUCGCCUUCCUCAUGAUCAACGCGGUGUCCAACGGGCAGGUGAGGGGGGACAGCUACAGCGAGGGCUGCCUGGGCCAGACAGGAGCUCGGAUCUGGCUCUUCAUUGGCUUCAUGAUGGCUUUUGGGUCCCUCAUUGCCUCCAUGUGGAUCCUCUUUGGGGGCUACGUGGUUAAAGAAAAACCAGUGGUGUACCCAGGAAUAGCAGUGUUUUUCCAGAAUGCAUUCAUCUUUUUUGGGGGCCUGGUGUUCAAGUUUGGUCGCACGGAGGAUUUGUGGCAGUGAACCCCCCUGGAGUGCCCUGGGCUUUAGCUGCACCCCAAAAGUUUUGUAAAACCAUUUUGUAAAGCUUCCAUUGUGUCUGAAGAGAAAUCAAGGAAAGCUGAAAGCACUAAAUGCAGCUCUUUUCUGGUUGUUUUUUUUUACUCUUGUACGUCCACUUCAGUGGUGUGGUGUUUUUGAGAAAUGUAAAAUUGCUCCAAACAAAAGUGGAGUCACUUUUCUAAAAUGAUGUUUGUUACAAAUAAAAGGAGAGUGGAAUAUGGAUGCAUUUAACCAGCUCUUUCUAUGAUGUUUUUACAAUCCAAGACUUACUAAAACUGCAUUUAAACAACCUUUUAACAGAUAUUUAUUAAAUAUUUCCUAUAUCUGAGCAAUAGAACCAUUUCUUCAAUUUCAAA